AUGAGGCUCUGCCGGGCCUGCGCGAUCCUCACUGCGGCCCUCGUUGGGCUUUGGGGCAUCGGCAGCUGCAGCUUCGUGAUCGGAAGGGCGCCGUCGCCUGCGAUUCGAAGAGCCCGGAUCCUGCGACAGGCUGAGGCGAACGCAUCGAGCGGGCCAAGCCGGCGACAGCUGGUGAAGACCUUCCUGGAUUGGCUGCCACUCCUUCCCGGCGCCUACUUCGUUUGGAAGUUCUCCAAGCUGCCGAAGCAGUACAUCGCCGCUGCCGGCGAUCCGAAAGCCUCCUCGGGCACUGGAGCUGAGAAGUGGGGCCUCUGGACGCAGGACCCGGGACCUCGUGGAGUGCGCUUGAGCGGAUACGAGCGUCUCCAAGCCACAGGAGGUCAGGCGCCAGCUGGCUGGCAGUUUGACCAGGCAGAUUGGUGGCUCGAAGAGCAUGGCCUCAUCAUGGAGAAGCCCACCACCCUGCCACCGGGAAAGUAUGAGGUCACAGGCGACCGCGAGGUGACGACCACCUUGACAAUUUUUCCAAAGGACAGUGAGGGACAUCAGCGAUGGGAGUUGGCAGAUGGGGCGAAACUCUUCGAUGUGACGCAUUUGCCUUGCCGUUCCGCUCGCUACACUGGCUCCGGAUGCUCGCCCUCUGGCGCGGCGCCCGCCGACUUUCCGGUGCGACCCGGUGCUGCCAUGCCCGCUGUGAAGGGUUGUCAGAAGCAAGAUCAUGCUGUUCUUUUCGUCCUGUCUUCGGAACCUACGAAAGCACCGUGA
Symbiodinium sp. CCMP2592 is the source of this 765-nucleotide messenger RNA. Lineage: Eukaryota; Dinophyceae; Suessiales; Symbiodiniaceae. The record is from the annotation of a GenBank genome assembly.